Messenger RNA from Phalaenopsis equestris, 2163 nucleotides. Its product is annotated as DNA polymerase zeta catalytic subunit-like. Gene Ontology annotation, biological process: double-strand break repair via homologous recombination; error-prone translesion synthesis. Gene Ontology annotation, cellular component: nucleus; zeta DNA polymerase complex. The coding region runs from base 1 to 2163 and encodes 720 amino acids. Gene Ontology annotation, molecular function: DNA-directed DNA polymerase activity. The record is from RefSeq and is a predicted model, not a curated record. The transcript is spliced from 8 exons. NCBI's taxonomy places the organism in Eukaryota, Viridiplantae, Streptophyta, Magnoliopsida, Asparagales, Orchidaceae.
AUGUUCGAUCACAGUGGGGGUCGAGUGACAGUGACUGGUGAAGGCGAUAGUGGCAUGGAAAACAUAGUGAGCCUGGAUACUGAGGCUUUAGGACUUUUAAGUUGGCUUGCAUCUUCUCAAGCUGAAGAAGAAACGGAUACUGGUGAUGAACUGCUUCAUGAAGCUAUCCUUAGUCCUUUAUUUCCUGGAAAAUCUUUCUCAAUGGCUCUUGAGUUAGCUCAUAGGGAUUAUGAGCAUGCUUCUCAGCUAGAAUGCCAGGAUAUCCUUGAUUCAGUUGAAGACAUUCUCAUGUCUGAGAAGCCCAAGGAACAGGAAUUUUUGGAUGCUGUCUCAUGUGGUUCUUUUAUUCCUCAAGUUGAUGGGUCCUUUGAUGACAAUUGGAAUACUCCACAGAAAGGGAAUACUUCCGGUGAAAAUACGUCUCGUGGAGAAGAAAAGGCUGUUGCUCAAAUUGGAGGAAUGUGCCAAAGGGUUGGUAAUAAAAGCAAAGAAAAAAAUAUCUGGGGCAAUUUACCUUUUUCUGUCAGUAAAAAUGAACAUGAAGCUUCUAAGACUUGCUAUGUUGCUUCUUCUCCAUGUAAUGAGAUGAUAAAUGAUGGCUUCAACAAUCCUCCAUUUUAUGAUAAAGAAGGCAACCAGUAUGAGGGAUUCAAAGACAAAAUUGUUCUGGAAAAAUGUGAGAAGGGUGGAAAGACAACAGCUAUGUGCUCUAUAAGAGAUCUAAUGAGGAAAAAACGAUUUCUCCGGGUUGAACAAGCUGAACCUGAGAUUCGAAUGAAUGAAGGCAUGGUGCAUGGUCAAAAGGAAGAAUUAUCACCAACUACAUCUGUGAGAGAAGGCCUUCACUUUGAUUUUGAGGAGCCUUCCAUCGGGCAAUCUGCUACUCAUCAAAAUGUACAAGGAAGAUUAGCUUGCUCCAACAUUGCAUCUUCAGAUGUUCAAGGAACAGAAUGUUUUGAACAUCAAUCAAGUAUUUGUCAUACUCAUACAGCUCGGAAGGCAGCUCCACCAGGCACAAUGAAAUGUAGAUCGAACCAUGAGGAGGAUUCUGCUGGAAAUGCUUCUUUGAAAUCUCGUAAGAAUGAAAACUGGAAUUCGGAAAAUAUUGCAAACAAGCAUGCCAGUAACCCUGAAAGUGUUAGUGCUCAAGAUGCGCUCCUUCUUGACAAAGCCAAUAAUUGUUACCAGCAGUCAACUCCACAUGAUGAGAAUAAUAGGGAUUUCUGUAAGGCAAAAAAUUUUCUUGAAGUUGUUGAUAUGACUUUUAUCAACAAACCCCCAUCUAAUAACCAUACUCAUGGUUCAGAGGGAUCACUACCUGCUGGCCAAGCUAGUGGGAAAAUAGAUAAGAGGCAAGGAAUGGAGAAUAUGAUUCCUUUUUUCACUAGGAUCCCUCCGGUUGUGAAUUUGCAAGAUGAGAAUGUUAUUUUUAGUCGGGAUUCUUCCCUCGGCAUUCCAACUCACUUUCAGAAUGAUGGAUCAGUUUUAUAUUUGCUGACUCACGCUCUGUCACCACCAGCAUUGAAAACUGUUUACAAUUGGCUUUCAAGAGGAAAGCAGCAUUGCUUUCUAGAAGCCACAGGUGCAACUAAUGAAGGCUUAAGUUCAUACUGUGAUGGAGUGUUGAAUGAAGGAACUUCUUGUCAAACUUCACCUUCUCCUUCAGCUAUUGGUUGGUCACAGAAUGACUCAUCCCAAUCAAACAAAGAAAAAUCCUCCCCAAAAACUGAAAAAUUUGAUUCUAAUAUUGGUCAUGUUUCCAGUGAGCCAAUAUGGGAUAACAUUCUUGCAAAAGAGAAAAUUAUUAAUGAAGAUAUGCAUGAUUUCUCUCAAAUUUCAGGUCCUGAGAAGUAUGAAAAUUCAAAUACUACACCUGUUAGUCAAAUUGGUUUCCGGGAUCCUGCUAGUUUCGGUGGUGGACAGCAAUUAACACUGAUAAGCAUGGAGAUCCAGGCAGAAUCAAGGGGUAAUCUUAGGCCUGACCCAAAAUUUGAUGCUAUUAAUGUCUUGUCUCUGGUUGUUCAAGAAGAUACAAACAAUGAUUGUCAAGUUUAUGUCCUUUUACGUGUUCUAGAUGAUAAACUGGGUGAAAGAAGGCCGAUUCAAAUACUUGUGCUAAGUUUGUCUUUACAGUUAGGCAUUGUAUUGGUAGAUAUUUUUUAA